Penicillium diatomitis is the source of this 324-nucleotide messenger RNA. RefSeq lists its product as uncharacterized. The record is from RefSeq and is a predicted model, not a curated record. Lineage: Eukaryota; Fungi; Ascomycota; Eurotiomycetes; Eurotiales; Aspergillaceae. The transcript has 2 exons. Bases 1 to 324 code for a protein of 107 amino acids.
AUGCAGCUUGCCAGCAAGAACCAGGUCGCCAAGUACUCGAGUACCGUUCUUGCACUUGAGCACAGUCCUACAUCACAUUAUCGCCCGAGCUACAAUCAGCCUCCAGCCAACGAGCCGGUCGCAGGCGAGGGAGGAAGUAUCUUCCUGGUCUGUAUCGAGUAUCGACUGCUCAUUGGCCCUGGCGGACCUCCGUUCCACUGCCAAAUGCCAACUGUGGAAUUGGUGAGUCGGGCAUUGCUUCCCUAUGACCUCAAAUCCACGUCUCUGCCAAUGACCGCGCAAACAGUCUUGUGUUUGCGCCUCCCGGAAGAUGUGGUAAGAUGA